Musca vetustissima is the source of this 3320-nucleotide messenger RNA. It is a transcript of the gene Ranbp16, whose product is annotated as ran-binding protein 16. NCBI's taxonomy places the organism in Eukaryota, Metazoa, Arthropoda, Insecta, Diptera, Muscidae. The record is from RefSeq and is a predicted model, not a curated record. Gene Ontology annotation, molecular function: small GTPase binding; nuclear export signal receptor activity. Gene Ontology annotation, biological process: protein export from nucleus. The coding region runs from base 1 to 3312 and encodes 1103 amino acids. Gene Ontology annotation, cellular component: nuclear pore; cytoplasm. The transcript is spliced from 19 exons.
AUGAUCGAAGUUGACCGGCAUGAAAUCCAACAGUUAGAAAUUCUGUGCAAACAGUUGUAUGAAGCCACGGAUUCUGUGCUGCGUUCCAAUGCAGAAAAGACCCUUGUACAGUUUGUGAGCAGUCAAGAUGCAUUGCCCAAAUGCCAAAUGUUGUUGGAUCGUGCAGAUUCCAGCUAUGCCCAGCUGUUGGCGGCAACAACACUAACAAAGCUUAUACAGGGUCUCAAUUUGGAACAGCGCAUUGACAUAAGGAGUUAUGUUUUGAAUUAUUUGGCAAAUAGACCGAACCUGCAACAUUUUGUGGUACAGUCGUUGGUCACGCUAUUGGCAAAAAUAACAAAAUAUGGCUGGUUUGAUACCUAUAAGAACGAGUUGGUGUUCCAAAACUUGUUGGAAGAUGUGAAAACAUUUUUACAGGGAUCUGUCGAUCAUUGUACAUUUGGUGUGCAAAUUUUAUCACAACUUGUUUUGGAAAUGAACUCCAUUGUGGAAGUGGAUGCCCACAUAACAUUUUCAACCAGUCGUAAAAUUGCCACAUCGUUCCGUGAUCAACAAUUGUAUGAUAUAUUUUUGUUAUCAUGCAAUCUAUUGGUCACUGCCCGUGAUAAUAGCAAAACAAUCAAUUUUAUGGAUGAAUCCCAACAGGCUUAUGUUAACCUUAUAUCUCAUGUCUUGCGUUUAACGAAGAACUGCUUGAGUUUUGAUUUUAUUGGUAGUUCGAUGGACGAAUCUUCAGAUGAUAUGAAUAGUGUACAAAUCCCAUCAUCAUGGCGUCCAGCAUUUUUGGAUCCAAAUACAUUGAAAUUGUUUUUUGAUUUGUAUCAAAUAUUACCAAAUGGUUUGGCAAGUUAUUCGCUGUCAUGUUUAGUACAGAUGACAUCUGUAAGACGUUCUCUUUUCAAUAAUUCAGAACGUACUAAAUUUCUUACACAUCUGGUUGAAGGUGUUAAAAAUAUUUUGGUUAAUUUACAUGGACUACGUGAUCCAGAUAACUAUCAUGAAUUUUGUCGUCUAUUGGCUCGCCUGAAAUCGAAUUAUCAGUUGGGUGAACUGAUUGCUGUGCCUUGUUAUCCUGAAGCUUUGGCUUUAAUAGCAAAAUUUACAGUUGAAUCAUUACAGAUGUGGCAAUUUGCCCCGAAUAGUGUACAUUAUUUACUUACACUAUGGCAAAGAAUGGUUGCAUCCGUGCCAUAUGUUAAAUCACCCGAACCACAUUUGCUGGGCACUUAUACACCCGAAGUUACCAAAGCCUAUGUUGAAUCACGUUUAAAUGCCGUUCCUGCCAUUGUCAACGAUCACAUGGAUGAUCCAUUGGAUGAUUUGUGUAUGGUGUUGCAACAGCUGGAACAAUUAUCGGUUAUUGAACGCUGUGAAUAUGACAAAACAUGUUCGUUGUUGGUGCGACAUUUCGAUCAAAAAGCCAGUGAAUAUGAAAGUCUACUGCAGACACCAAAUGCCGAUCCCGUCAAUGUUACCAUACACGAAUUGCAGCUAACGUGGUUAGUGUAUAUUAUCGGUUCGGCCAUUGUCGGCCGAUUGACAGUGAACUCAAAUGAUGAUCACGAUACAAUGGAUGCCGAAUUGGUUAUACGGGUAUUUCAAUUGAUGAGAUUAACCGAUGCCCGACUACCGCAAGCAGGCUGUGAAAAAUUAGAAUUGGCCAUAUUGAGCUUUUUGGAACAAGUACGAAAAAUGCAUAUCAGUGAACAGACACAAAAGCCGAACGUGUAUAAACGUUUGAAUGAUGUGUUCGGUAUAAGCGAUGAACAAAUGUUGCUGAGUUUUAUUAAUCGUAAAAUUAUAACAAAUCUAAAGUUUUGGGGCCAUUCAGAGCAAAUUAUAACAAAAACCCUAAUGUUGUUAUCAGAUUUAUCGGUGCAUUUUAAUUCAGUGCGGAAAUUGGCUAAAUUGGAAGAAGUUCAAUUUAUGCUGACACACCAUACGAGUGAGCAUUUUCCAUUUUUGGGUACAAAUUCAUCAUUAACCGAAAUGCGCUGCCGUACCAUGUUCUAUACAUCACUGGGGCGUCUUUUAAUGUUUGACUUGGGUGAAGAUGAAGAACGUUUCUAUAGUUUUUUAAAUCCUUUAACUAACCAAUUUGAAUCCCUUGGUCCCGUUUUAAUGGAUGCCAAUAGUUUUCCCAAUGAAGAAGCCAAAAAGGCUAUAAUAGGCUUGGCUCGUGAUCUACGUGGUCUGGCCCAGCCAUUAACUUCUCGAGUUCCUUACACAAUGCUAUUCGAAUGGCUAUAUUAUUCCGAUUAUUUGCCCAUGUUAAUACGUGCCGUUGAACUAUGGGCACACGAUCCAGCUGUUACAACACCUGUCCUUAAAUUAUUUGCCGAAUUGGUUCACUGUCGCACGCAGCGUUUGCAGGGCAAUGUCUCCAGUCCGAUUGGCAUUUUAUUAUUCCGUGAGGCUUCAAAACUCAUCUGUAUAUACGGUAAUCGUAUACUGCAUUUAGAUGUGCCACGCGAUCAACAAUAUCCAAUGCGUUUGAAAGGCAUUUCCGUAUGCUUUACAAUAUUGAAAAAUGCCUUGGGUGGCAAUUAUGUUAACUUUGGUGUAUUCAAGCUCUAUGGUGAUGAUACAUUGGAUAAUGUUUUAAAUAUCGUAGCAAAAAUGAUAAUGUCUAUACAACAAAAUGAUUUGUUGGAAUACCCAAAAUUGGCAUCAUCCUAUUUCAAUUUAUUGAAUUGUUUAUCUCCAGAACAGAUUAGUUUUUUGGCAGGUUUGGAACCUGGUGCAUUUGUUUACAUUCUAGAAAGCUUAUCUAAAGGUUUUACGGCUUUGGAUUCAACUAUCUAUAUAACCUGUUGUUCCAUUUUGGAUAGCAUUAUAUCGUAUAUAUUUAAACAAUUACAAUUGAAAAUGUCUACAUUCCCAAAUAAAAAAUUACGGAAUCUAACACCUGAGAAUGCACGAUUUUUAGAGGUUGUUAAAAUGAAUUCUGAGAUAUUGCAAAAUAUGAUGUCAACUCUAAUGAAUAAUGUCAUGGCUGAAGAUUGUAAAAAUCAAUGGUCCAUGUCCAGACCAUUGUUGGUACUAAUAUUAUUGUAUGAAGAUUAUUUCCGAACUCUAAAAGAGAAUAUUUUACGCGCACAACCAAUAGAAAAACAACAAAUUAUGGCUCAAUGUUUUGAGGAUUUAAUGAAUGGAAUUGAACGCAAUGUUUCCAGUAAAAAUAAGGAAAAAUUCAUUCAUAAUUUAUCUUCAUUUCGACGUGAUGUUGUUAAUUUGCCGAAAAUGUCCAACUAUAAUACUGAAAAUCCGUAUCAAAUUUAUUCCGAGAAUAAUUAUUCCGUUUCUGUGUGAUUUCUUAU